Rhopilema esculentum is the source of this 2224-nucleotide messenger RNA. RefSeq names its product melanocortin receptor 5-like. The record is from RefSeq and is a predicted model, not a curated record. Gene Ontology annotation, biological process: G protein-coupled receptor signaling pathway. Gene Ontology annotation, cellular component: plasma membrane. Gene Ontology annotation, molecular function: G protein-coupled receptor activity. NCBI's taxonomy places the organism in Eukaryota, Metazoa, Cnidaria, Scyphozoa, Rhizostomeae, Rhizostomatidae.
UUGUCUAAUACUUAAGUAAACAAAAACACACGAAUAGGAAGGGUUAGGAGUUUAGUCUGCUGAAAGCUGAUCAAACACAAAGUUUUUAAUAAAAACUAAUUUGCCAUCCUAGCUAUUGUGAUUUACAUACGCAAACAUGAACAUUUAGUCUCAAGUUCCUCUUUCUAGAUGAAUAGAGUCAUCCAGGCUUAAAAAGUCUUCUAGCUUCUUUUAGCUUUAUCAGAGAUGAAUGAAAAGAGGAGGCCAGGACAGGGUAUGGGCACUGAUCGCACAACCAACGAUCGUACAGGUGCUUAGAAAGAAAACGACGUUGUCCUAAAGAAAUCCUUUAACUUUUUUAAAAGUUGUAUUUGGUAAAAACUUCCCUACAGCAACUGGCACAAUAACACGCGAUGACAGAUCUUAGACAAUCAAGAAAGGCAUCUUCGACGUAUUAGAAGAUAUUCUACAAAUUUGUUUCUACAUCUAGCCGUGCCUUACGUCACCUAAACUUUAAAACAUAUCUAAGUUUGAUACAAAACCCCAAAGGGCGGCUUUAAAACUGCAACAAUUUUUGUAGCGGUAACUAAUUUGGUGCUGCUAUUUUCGCUGCUGGGUCACUCCAAGGGAGCCCUACCGAGAUCGAAGUCGACAACAUACAAACCUCUCAUUUUGGCUUGCCGCUACUUUUCUGCUCCAUAUCCCUGUUCUCCUUUCUUUGUACGCCUUGAGCAGUUCUUUCCAGCUGGCUUUACCAGCUGCAGUCUAAAAACAAAGCAGUCAAACAAAUUAAUAAUUCCACCUUAAACUAGAAAUAAAAUAAUUUUGGUUUGUUUAUAUAUCAAAUACUUGAAAUCUUCGCUUCGUUGAUCAAACGAAAGAAGAUCUGUAGCAAGCAUGCAGUAAGGUAGCAAGAACAGAAGGAAGCGGAGCUGGUAAGAUAUCUCACAAAAUGGUGUCUUGCUUUCCUGAAGUCUGGGCGCCAGUUCAGUUGUCAUAUUUCACAGCAACAGUAUCAAUAGUGCUCUCUUUGACAGUAUGCAUUGGAAAUUCGUUUAUCAUCAUCGCAGUCGUCUUCGAUCCGUUAAAAAAGCUGAGGACCCCAUUCAGCUUCUUCCUCGUGAACCUAGCAUUAUGUGAUCUUAUUGUUGGGUCGAUUACCUUGCCAACCUCAGUCGCUAUACACCUUAAUGAAGCGCGUGGAUUCGUGCCUGAUAAUCAGCGGCUCUUGCUCCACACAACAUUCUUCAUGUCAUCAAAUGCCAGUUUUCUUAGCCUUGCAAUGCUCUCGUUGGACAGGUUUAUCGCCAUACGAUGGCCUAUACGAUAUAGAAAUAGCCUUGCCUUCAAGAAUUUUCUUUUGAUUUCUUGCAUAAUAUGGGGCUUCUCUUUAGCAAUGAUCGGCAUAUACUUUAAAGUUGGUUUUAUUAGUUACCUGAUGGUGUUCUGCCAUGUAGCCAUCAUCUUUACUUUGAUCGUUCUAUCUGGUACAUACCAUCAAGUAAACAAAAUCCUGAGAGUCCAGUGGAAGGAGUUCCGCUAUCAAAGCAAGGAGAACAGCGAAAAGGAGCAACGAGAGCAUUGGAGAAUAUCAAAAGAAAAGAUAAUUACAAAGACAUUUCUUUACAUAGCAUGGGGUUUUUUGCUAUGCUCUACGCCACCAGUUAUAGGCGCGUAUAUUCUUCAGUUCUGCGAUUCUUGUGAUUGUACCUUUCGCCAUGUUUUGCGAGACUUACAAUUCAUCUUCAUAUCAAUGAACAGCGCUAUAAAUCCGCUAGUAUCCUUUAUUCGCAUGUCGACAUUCCGGCAUUCAAUAGCCGCGAUAAUUUGCCGUUGCAAAAAGGGAAACAAACGUGAAGAUGACGUAAGAAGGCACGCAGAAAGCGGACGUGGAUCAGAAGCUUCUUCGAUAACACAUGUACCGUCAGUAAAAAUUGGCGAUGCGUAUGUUAUAACUGCUUGUGAACCAAAGCGUGAUCCGAGCCAAAAAGAACAUCCACUUUGUUCUUUAAUAUCCUUCAAGAAAUUGGAGAUUGAUUAGCAAAGAAAUGAAAACUUGGUAAUAACAUCUGCUGGAGACAUGUGAGAAUAUGGAAACAUUGAACCCUGCAAAUCAGAAUUAAUCGUGAAACAUGUAUCUAUACACUCAUAAUAUAAAAAGAACAGUUCCAGAAAUUGAAACUUAUAGUAAAAUAAGGAAAUAUUAGCUUCUAUCCAUACACUUUUAUUUUUUACAGGAAAUUUC